Molecule: messenger RNA, 2287 nt
Organism: Micropterus salmoides (largemouth bass)
Lineage: Eukaryota; Metazoa; Chordata; Actinopteri; Centrarchiformes; Centrarchidae
Product: gap junction beta-3 protein-like
Exons: 1
Coding region: 1171-1905 (244 amino acids)
Biological process (GO): cell communication
Cellular component (GO): connexin complex
Source: RefSeq, a predicted model, not a curated record
GAGUAGAUAUGUAAAGAAAAUUAUCAUAAAACUGUGUGUAGUAAUAAGGCAGGGGCUGCAGCACAGUCGUACCUGAGAAAAUUAACAGGCAAACUUUUUUAUAUCUGAUUUUGCGAUAUCACAGCCCCAUAUCUCAGGUGCAUUUUAGUGUCAUUGGUUCCAGCGUUCUUGCACAAACAAAUGUUAGGUGGUGGCCCUGUUUAAUCCUGAUUAAUCAAAGGCUACAAAAGGCGCAGUUGCCUAAUGGAGCUGAUACCAAGUCACCCUUUAAGGAUAGUGGGGAUCAGAGUAGACAACAUGAGGUGUGCUGAGGUGUCUUUUCCUGGUCUUUCUUGGGUUUGUGCUGUAUUCACCAGCUUCAGUGAGGGAACCCCAUCACAAUACAAGUGCCUUAGUAAAAGUGAGUUAAAGAUAAAUUGAUGCUGACAAGGAGUGGUUGGAGAUUUUAAGGUCAAUUCUGGGUGGAUUCUGGGUGGACGCCAAAAGUGGCCACACCUCCAGAUUAUGACGAAGAGCUGAUUCUUGAACACAGUCAAUAUCAGAAACCUACUUCAGGAAAGAGGUUUCCCAAAACCUGCUGAACGUAUUCGCAAAGUCUUUUUCCCAGACGGGACACGAUGGACUGAGUGGUAGACCUGUUUUCUUAUGGUAAGCCAAGACAUUUUUGUCAUGAUUGUGCAAUUGUAUAUCUUCAUAUUCUGUUUUAAGACUUCCUGCAAAGCAAAAUCCAGUACAUGUCAAUUAAGGUUAGAACUCAAUGUGGAUUAUAACUUUUGGCAGGCAGGAUGAGAGAACAUUUUACCAACUCAAGUGUACAAGGCUCAAACCAAGUGUUCCUCUGCACCAUGGAAGGUUCUAUGGGUUAAACAAUUGUUACAUCAGUUAUUAAAGGCAUCUUUCUUGGGUCAAACUUGAUGUUUGAGAGGGAAUUAAGGUUUCAGAAAAAUAUACAGUGAAUCGUUUGGAACAGAUUACAGAAUAUUUUACUAAAUCUAAGCUGAUUUUAUAUAUAUUAUUAUUUCACUCUUUAAAGACCAUGUAUUUCUUUGUAUAACUCCAUCUUUGUCUCUUUAUUGUGUUCUAGUUCCCCAGUUUUUAAAGUCCCCCCUACAUUGCGACACAGACUUCUGAAGACUCACAGGUCAAAAGAAGCCAAUCAAAGCUGAUCUCAUGGAUUGGAAGUUUCUCCAGGGUCUUCUCAGUGGGGUCAACAAGUACUCCACUGCCUUCGGACGUAUCUGGCUAUCAGUGGUCUUCGUCUUCCGGGUGCUGGUCUUUGUGGUGGCCGCCGAGCGGGUCUGGAGCGACGACCAGGGACACUUCGACUGCAACACCCGCCAGCCGGGUUGCACCAACAUCUGCUACGAUUACUACUUCCCCGUCUCCCACAUUCGCCUCUGGGCUCUCCAGCUCAUCUUCGUCACCUGCCCUACCUUCAUGGUGGUGCUGCAUGUGGCGUACAGGCAAGAGAGAGAACGCAAGUACCAAGUCAAGCAUGGCGGCGAGGGCACUCACCUGUACGAUAACCCAGGCCAAAAGCAUGGCGGCCUGUGGUGGACUUACCUCAUGAGCCUCUUCAUGAAGACCGCCUUUGAGAUCACUUUUCUGUACUUGCUCCACUACAUCUACGACAGCUUCAAGCUUCCCAGGAAGGUCCAGUGUGAUGUCAAACCCUGUCCUAAUUUGGUGGACUGCUACAUAUCCCGGCCCACCGAGAAGACCGUUUUCACCUACUUCAUGGUGGGGGCGUCCGUCGUGUGUGUGGUGCUCAACAUCUGUGAGAUUUUCUAUCUGAUUGCUUCCCGGAUGGUGAAUCUCAAACAUCGAGGCAGCAUCCACACCUUGUCUAGAAAGGUCCAUCCUGAGGCGGACUGUGAUGGCUGCAAGUCGUCUCUUAGAUCAUAGUAGUGAAUUACCUGUGUAGAGAAUCAAUAUUUCUAUGCCUCUUAUUGCCUCUAAUUGAUUUACAAUAGGAUGAUCCUUUUUCCAUUUGUCGAUAUUUUAAAAAGCAAUUUUAUAUCUAAUUUUAUAUGUAAUAUAAAUAUAUUUUAUUUUGACACAAACAAUCCUGUGCUUUAUAAUGAUAUUAUAAUUGUUUUUUUCUCCACAAAUUUAAUAAAUAUUUCAGCACCAAAAGAAAGUUGAAUGAUUUUGGCUGCCAUACAUCAUGAAGUAAUUGAUCAUUAAGAACUGAAGGACUGCUCACAUUUGUUUUUGACAGCAUUUUUUGUAUUCCCUAAAAAAGAUUGUCAAAGCACUGAUAAUAAAGAUUUUCUUUUUCAAACCA